CAUUGGCCGGCGGGGUGUCUUCCGAGCGCCCUGAUUGGACCUUGGACCUGUCAGACGACAUCUUGGAACGACAAAGAGUUUGAAACUGCAGCAGAAAUGAAGCACUACGAGGUGGAGAUUCUGGACGCCAAGACCAAGGACAAGCUCUGCUUCCUGGACAAGGUGGAGCCCAAUGCGACCAUCGGGGAGAUCAAGUCGAUGUUCCAUAAGAGCCACCCUCAGUGGUAUCCCGCCAGACAGUCCAUUCGUCUCGACCCCAAGGGGAAGUCACUGAAGGAUGAAGACGUGUUGCAGCACCUGCCUGUCGGUACCACGGCAACCUUCUACUUCAGAGACCUCGGAGCGCAGAUCAGCUGGGUCACGGUGUUUCUAACGGAGUAUGCAGGUCCUCUGUUGAUUUAUCUGAUGUUUUAUUUCCGGGUGCCGUUCAUCUACCCACCAAAAUACGACUUCACCACCAGCAAACACUGGGUCGUACACUUGGCGUGUAUGUGUCACUCCUUCCACUACGUUAAGAGACUACUAGAGACUCUGUUUGUCCACCGCUUCUCUCACGGGACGAUGCCGCUCCGUAACAUCUUCAAGAACUGUACAUAUUACUGGGGAUUCGCUGCAUGGAUGGCUUACUACAUUAACCACCCGCUCUACACGCCACCCACUUAUGGAGAGCAGCAGGUGAAAAUGGCGCUCAUCGUUUUCCUGUUCUGCCAGAUUGGCAACUUCUCCAUCCAUAUUGCACUGAGAAACCUACGACCUCCAGGCUCUAAGACAAGAAAGAUUCCAUAUCCAACUAAAAACCCCUUCACCUGGAUCUUUCUGCUGGUGUCCUGCCCCAACUACACCUAUGAGCUGGGUUCCUGGCUGGGCUUCACUCUGAUGACUCAGUGUCUGCCGGUGGCCUUCUUCACUCUGGUGGGUUUCAUCCAGAUGACCGUGUGGGCCAAAGCGAAACACCGCAGCUACCUGAAGGAGUUCCGCGACUACCCUCCUCUGCGCUCGCCCAUUCUACCCUUUAUACUGUAGAACCGUUCCAAUUCGCAUCCAUCCACCCUGCACUCGUCCCCUAACCCCUCCUAAAAACCCUACCAUCGCCAACUUCCCCUGCUUACUCGUUUCCCCAAUGACAAUCUGGCCUAAAUCCCAAAUCCAUGCUUCUAACCCUUGUUCCCUAAACCCUUCCCCUAAGGUCCCUCUCACAGAGAUAGUUUGGUGACGAACUAAAAGUCACACUUUUCCCCUUUACCCCAAAUGUUGAUCAGCCAAGAUGUCUGUCUAGUGUCUGAAGUUUGCUUCUUAUUAGUGCUGUGAGGCUAUUCUAGCAAACAAGCGAUGGAAGGUUACAUACACCAAUUAUCAUUGUGCCACCUUUAUGCCUACAUCAUCACACGCUUGCCUCAAACCAUGUUAAGUAAUGUUACAUAGACUUUUUAUGUGGUUUCUGACACCGUAUGACACAUUGAGUGUGUUUACAUGCACUUAAUAAUCCGAUAACUGCAGAAAAUCUGAUUUUGUCAGAAUCUGAUCAACGCGUUUAUAUGCACUUGAUAAAUCAGACAAUGGGAAAACUACAGGUGUACUUGAGUCAGGCAGUAAUCGGACUUCUGCUUUGUAACCAACCAAGAAACUCACAGAAGAAGAUGAGACGCAAACGUAAUGUCAAACUCAAACUUCAGGCCGUGGCUUUUUUUUAAGCAUCGAGCCACUUUACCUGAAAAUAUGAACUUACAUCAUCUACAAGAUGAAGACUGUUUAAAUCCUUCAUUUCAUCAAGCAUGUAGUCGGUUUCAGUGUCACUCCGAAAGUGUUUUGCUGCGUCUCGCGGUGAUGCUGCUCGCUUAUUUCUGGUACCGCGGUCUGUUUUCGCACAUGCACAGACUGAGAAAUCUGAAAGAAAUCAGAGUAAGAGUCCACAUGCACUGAGAAAUCUGAUUACUGAGCUAAAAUCCAGCUCUCUUUAUCGGACUUCUUCACCAGAUUUCUAGGCCUUACUCCAAUCUAAGAAAUUGGAGUAUGCUGUUUACAUUACCAUUUAAAUAAUCAGAUAACGGCAGACAUCUGAUUAUGAUCGGAUUAUAGAGUGCAUUUAAACGCACCCACUGUUAUCUAUAAAUAUGGACUAAAAUGAUCUGCAUUUGGAGUAAGGGGAAAAUUGUGUAUAUGCCAUUUUUCGCUAAACUAUUACUUCAAAAUAAUAAAGUCCACAGUGUAUUUCUCCAUUAACAUCAGGGAAAAUAAAGCUGUCUAAUAGUUUGGGGUGCAAAUGAGGGGUCAGUGCUCAUUCUACUCCAGCACUUUUCAGCUUUAUCUCUGUCUACUUCAUUUGUAGCAUAUGGUUGAUUAACAUAGGCAGUAAUUUUCCUUUGUUAACUUGCUUGUAAUACAUGCUAAUGAGGUGUUUCACCAUCUGCCCAUUGACUUUUAGUAGGAAUAAGUGUUUUCUGUUCUUUUCCAAGUAUGAGAGGGAAAACAUUGUCCUUGGUGAUCAAUCUUAUGCUACAGGUGCAGCAGAUAGAGAUUAGGUUUACAAACGCUGGAUUCUCUUAAUGGUACUGGAAGUAUUUCUGUAUGUAAAGACUACUAAAAGGCUGAUUGCUCGGAUUACAGUAAUUGUUUUACAGUCAGUUUAAAGCUUUGUUAUUUUAAUUGUAAAAUAAUUUCAGGCAGUACUGAUGUUUGAAAAAGCUCUUCUGGCCUUUUCUAACCACGACUGUGUUCAGCAACAUGUACUUUAUCCAAAACCAGCUAGUAAUGCUAACGGGCUACACUAAAGGCUAAUAAAGGCUGAUUAACCAUAAAACAGAAUACAAACUUGACCUGACAGAGCACAAAGUUGGAAUAUCAUUGUUCUUGGUGAUGAUUUUUUUUUUUGUUGAUUUGUAAACAAAUUUGUUGAAAAAAACCAGAAAAUCAAAGACACUUUGUCUGAACUCUGUUUACCGAUAUUAAUGUUUACAUUAGAAAUACAUACUAAAUAUUUUCUG
Messenger RNA from Colossoma macropomum (tambaqui), 2981 nucleotides. RefSeq names its product very-long-chain enoyl-CoA reductase-like. Gene Ontology annotation, biological process: very long-chain fatty acid biosynthetic process. Gene Ontology annotation, molecular function: oxidoreductase activity, acting on the CH-CH group of donors. The record is from RefSeq and is a predicted model, not a curated record. Lineage: Eukaryota; Metazoa; Chordata; Actinopteri; Characiformes; Serrasalmidae.